Molecule: messenger RNA, 687 nt
Organism: Magnusiomyces paraingens
Lineage: Eukaryota; Fungi; Ascomycota; Dipodascomycetes; Dipodascales; Dipodascaceae
Exons: 1
Coding region: 1-687 (228 amino acids)
Source: RefSeq, a predicted model, not a curated record
AUGGAAGCACCUACAGUACCAGCUUGGAAAAGGCUUGGGUUAAGAGUAAAAGAAACGAUAGAAAAUGACCCAUUAUCCAUAGAUAGUCAUUAUACUGCGUCAAAACCAAAGGAUACUUCUUUAAGUAAACGAAAAACUGAUGAGCUAAAUACCUCAAGUGAAGCACCUGAUGAACUCCAAAAAAAACCCCCAAAGAGACCAAAAAUUCCUAAAUCAGAACGAAAACCUCCACCCGAAUCUGAUCAACUUGUUUAUUUAAAGUCAUAUUCAUUAAAUAAAAAGGAGUGGAAAUUUUCUAAGUCAAAACAGAAUUGGAUUCUUAGACAUAUAUACAAUCAGACUGUCAUCCCUGAAACUUAUAGUGAAUAUCUAAUUAACUAUUUGGUUGGUAUUCAGGGAGGUGUUACGAAAAGAAUUGUGGAAGAUGCCAAACGCAUAAUUGAAGAAUGGAAUAAUUUUAUGACCGAAGAAGAUAAGGUUGAAAAAAACGAAAUCCAAUCGGAUUUAGAAAAAAAUGACUCGAAGGAAAUUGAAGACACCAAAAAAAAAGAAACGAAAUCAGAGUCCUUAAAUUAUGCACCUCCUACGGAAGCCAGUGCUCGCAUUGCACAAAAAAUAAUAUUAAAACUAGAUGGAAAUCAUAUUUCACUAGCUUUAAUUGAUAAGAGCAGUGAACAAGAACAGUAA